UACUGUUACUACCUCUACUAUUCUAGGAUCUGGCCUGAUAACAACUUCAUCUCUCUGUGCUAUUGGGGUAUAGCAACUUGAACCGAUGUACAUGCGUAUAGGUUCUACGUUGUGAUUGACUAAUAUCAACUGUUAAAUUACAGUUGUUACCAAACUGUUUAAUGUCUUUUGCACAAUAAAACAUUUGAUGGCAACUUUAAAAAUCUUAAAUACUUAGUCAGUUUUAAAAGGAGAUUUUAUUAUUCCAAAACAAUGACGUACUUAUUACAAUAUUGAUAAAAUAAUUGUCAAAUUAUUUGUUAGUUUUUAUCCUAUGUUUGAGUGAAACUGUAUGCAGAAUCCGACGUAGUUUUUGUGAUUAUAGUUUUAAUGUCAAGUUGGCACAUCUAUACUCCAUGUUCUUAACAAAUAUUUACUUCUCUCAAGGUGAUUGCUAAUUUCCUGUUAAAAUAAUCUUUGUUGUAAAAUAAUUUGUGACUUAUCAAAAUUUAUUAUUGGUUGCAUUUGUGGUAGGCAUAUUUUUUAAUGCUAUUUAUUUUUAUUUAAUAAAAACGAACCCAUUAGAUAUUUGUAUACUUGUUUAGCAAAUGUUAUGUUCGCUUAAAGCCUGUAAUAUUGGGUCUAAUGAACUCAUGACAAGCAGUUAAAUGUAUACACUGUUAUUAUGUAUUAUUCAAUUUGGGACUAACUCUAACAUUUUGAGAUUAUUUCAGGUAUGUAGCAUAAUUAGUAUAAUGGUUAAAAGAUAACUUCUUACAGUUUUCUUAAUCUCUAUUCUGACGGGCGCAUAUCAGUUAAUUAAACUCGAAUAUCAAAUAAUUGACAUUAAGUGGAUGUAUUUGAUAAUCAUAAGCUUUUAUCAUCAGUAAACUGUAUCCAUAGAAUUAUACAUAUACUGAUAGAUUUUACGGAGAUAUUCACUAUUUCGAGUUCUUGUAUUUGGCUUUUGGUUGCUACAUUCUUCCGUCUUCCAGUCUCUGGCACACAUAGUAUUGUAGGUGCAACGAUGGGUUUUAGUCUUGUUGUUUUUGGACUCAAUGCUAUUCAAUGGAAAGGACUACUAAAAAUUGUUGGAUCAUGGUUUCUCUCACCUCUUCUAAGCGGUUUGGCAUCUAUCGGAGUAUUUUUCCUAAUGCGUUUUAUGGUGCUGAGAAAAGAAGAUCCUCUUGAACCUGCACUUAAACUUAUCCCAGGUUUUUUCGGCACAGUGGUUCUGGUCAAUAGUUUUUCAAUAUUUUACGAAGGACCUUCGCUGCUGAAAUUCGAUAGGAUACCUCUUUAUGGAAUAUUUAUAAUUAGCUGUGGUUUAGGUAUUAUCACUGUUCUACUUGUGAAGUUUGUUUGGGUACCUUUGGUUCGUCGACAUAUUUUAACUGGAGAAUCGAGUAGACAUAUUUUAAAAGGCUACUGUUCCCGUAAGAGCAAAAAGAAAUUGUCUGUCGCUGUAGACGAUAAGUAUCAAUCUGUUGAGGAUAAUAAAUCUUCCAAACUUUCAAGCAGUAAUCAUGAAUCGAUUGAUAUGGAUACGUAUGUACCUCAUGCAGAGGGAGAGGCUGUGGUUGGAUUUCGAAACAAUGUUGCCAGAGGAAAUACAGAUGACAAAGACAAACUUGGACGAUUUACUAAUGAAAAUAAUGGUGUAUUGCAGGGAUUAGAAAAUCAAAAUAAAGUUUCAAGUCAUUUCGAAGUGAAACCAAGUAAUCCAGAUGAAACAGUUUAUAAAAGAAAUCAGUUAAAUAAGGUUUUGGAUUAUUCACCAAAUGAUCAAAAUGCCAUCACGGAUGGUAGUCAUAAUUUAACUAAUGGUAAAAUGAAUGUAUCAUUUCCUCCUAACCUAUCUACAAUUGGUGAAGAACCAGAUCCUAUCGAUUCAGUUAAAGAUCGUCCUGCUGAAGCUCAAGUUUUCUCUUCUUUACAAAUUUUAACAGCUGUUUUUGGAUCAUUUGCUCAUGGUGGUAAUGAUGUAAGUAAUGCUAUCGGGCCGUUGAUUGGUUUAUGGCUUAUUGCUACAACACAGUCAGUUGAUUCAUCAAAAACUACAGAUGUUUGGAUUUUGGUUUAUGGUGGUGUUGGUAUAUCAGUUGGUCUUUGGAUAUGGGGUAGACGAGUUAUUCAAACAUUAGGUGAAGAUCUGACGAAAAUAUCACCUUCCAGUGGCGUUUGUAUUGAAAUUGGUUCAGCCCUAACUGUAUUAAUUGCUAGUAAAAUUGGUCUGCCAAUAUCAACUACACAUUGUAAAGUUGGUUCAGUCGUAUUUGUUGGACGUGCACGUUCUAGAGACAAUGUUAAUUGGGGUAUAUUUCGUAACAUUCUAGUUGCAUGGUUGGUAACCUUACCCGCUGCUGGUGCUAUCUCUGCUUUACUCAUGUAUAUAUUUACAUUUGUAGUAUGAAUUUAGUUUAUUAUAUUAUUAUUAUUAUUAAUAAAUAUUUUAUGAUUAAAAAAUCUGUUUUUAUAAGUAAAAAGAACGAACAGAAUAAACUAAAUCUCACAAAUCAUUAAUGUAACUUCUUGUCUGUAUCCUCAUUCAUUUUGAGCGAACUGAUUGAUUUUUUUCUGCUCACU
Molecule: messenger RNA, 2565 nt
Organism: Schistosoma mattheei
Lineage: Eukaryota; Metazoa; Platyhelminthes; Trematoda; Strigeidida; Schistosomatidae
Source: the annotation of a GenBank genome assembly